AUCAAAGAGAUGUAAUUGGGUUUCUCUCACGAUGCAAAUUCACCCGUACAUGUAGUCUGAUCCCCUGUGAUUCAAAUCUUGGACAUCUCCAUGCCUCUCUACCGGGUCUACCCACUACAUGUAAUACACAAAACCGCGUCCUACUUAACUCGUCAGUGUCUCAGAGAAUUCUGUCCCUAUUCAAUCUACCCGAACCAGCUCAUACUAACAGGCCUCGGCCCAAUUACCUAUACUACCAACUGAAGACUGAAGUCAUGUUGUCCUUCAUCACCCCCGACGGCAUUGCGAACCCCCUCCCAGUUUGGUCCUAUCCCUUCCUCCUCUUCCUGACCUGGUACACCUUCACCGCCUUCACAACCUGGUACCGCCUGCGCCAUGUUCCAGGGCCCUUCCUCGCUUCCUUCUCCUACGCAUGGUACGUCUACCAAGCACUCACCGGCCGGAUCGGCCCCGCCUUCCAAUCACUCAACCGGUACGGCCCGCUUGUGCGCACAGCGCCAAACUAUGUCGUGACCUCUGACCCAGAGGUGCUCCGACGAAUUGGAUCCGCGCGCAGCAAGUGGGUGCGGGACGACUGGUACAAAGCCGCGCGGUUCCAUUCCGAGUAUGACAAUAUGGCGACGAUUAUCGACAAUGAUGAGCAUGAUCGUAUGAAGGCUAAGACUGCGAGCGCGUAUAGUGGGCGGGAGGAUGGGGCUGGGCUGGAGCCGGCUGUUGAUGAGCAGAUUGUGAGGUUGAAGGGGUUGAUUAGGAGGAAGUUGUUGUCUCCGGCGGCUGGGGGGAGUGAGGUGGUCAAGCCGGUUGAUGUUAGUCGGCUGAUGAGGUUCUUUACGCUGGAUGUGAUUACACGGUUGGGGUACGGGAAGCCGUUUGGGUAUCUUGAUGAGGGGACUGAUGUGUAUGGGUGGAUUGAGAUGAUUGAUAAGCGGGUGCUUAUUAUCAGCCUGCCGCUGGAAGUGCCGCUGCUCCGGCGGAUUAUGUUCUCGCCGUACGGGAUAGAGAAGUUUGGGCCCCAGAUCACCGAUAAAACCGGGGUGGGUAAAGUUAUGGGGAUCGUCAACAAGAUCGUCACUGAACGAUUUCAGUCUGGUGAGAAGCACAACGACAUGAUUGGCGGCUUCAUCCGCAACGGCAUGUCCCAGCAAGAAGUCGAAGGCGAGGCCCUACUCCAGCUCUUCGCCGGGUCCGACACGACCGCCAACGCCCUGACCGCCGCCGUCGUGUCCCUCGCCACCGCACCUCGCGCGUAUGCGCGGCUGAAGCACGAGAUCCGCGACGCCAUCAAAAGCGGCCAUGUUGACGCCCACCAGCCCAUCACGCUGGAGCAGGCACAAAAGCUGCCUUAUCUGCAGGCCGUGAUAUACGAAUCCUUCCGCAUCCGCAACCCCGUCAACCACGGGCACUACAAGCUCGUCCCACCGCCGGGCGAAACCUUCCACGGGAUUUAUUUACCACCCGGCACCGCCGUAGGGCACAACACCCUCGCUCUAACCCGCAACCGCGCCAUCUUCGGCCACGACGCCGACGUGUACCGGCCCGAGCGCUUCUUCCGCACCGAGUACAAACCGGGCAUGACGUAUGACGAGAUCGAGCUCGACACCGACCGGAUCAAGGCCCUGGACAUUGUGUUUGGGGGCGGGCGAUGGACGUGUUCGGGCAAGCAUGUGGCGAUGGUUGAGUUGAAUAAGGUUAUUUUUGAGUUGAUGCGGGACUUUGACUUCCAGUUUGUGGAUCCGCAAAAGGGGUGGGACGAGGUGCACUAUCUCGUACCAAGGUUCAAGAACCUGCGGAUGUUCAUCACCGAGGCGGAGGGGUGAGGGUCUCAUGCAACUGAGAUCUGUAGAUUGGAAAGCCAUUGUAUUGAGUGUGGUUGGAACUUGGAACAACCGGCCGCUGUGAGUCGGAAUGACACCCGAUCCUGUUUGCGCGACAAUUGGAUAUCUCUCUAGUACCCUUCGAAAAUGCUCAACAAUCGCACUGUACCUUACUUAUCUCUACCCCCAACACCGUCUUAGCCACGUUAGCCAAAUCGAAUCCCGCUACUCGGCUCC
Canariomyces notabilis is the source of this 2051-nucleotide messenger RNA. RefSeq names its product cytochrome P450. The record is from RefSeq and is a predicted model, not a curated record. Bases 255 to 1817 code for a protein of 520 amino acids. Lineage: Eukaryota; Fungi; Ascomycota; Sordariomycetes; Sordariales; Chaetomiaceae. The transcript is spliced from 5 exons. Gene Ontology annotation, molecular function: monooxygenase activity; heme binding; oxidoreductase activity, acting on paired donors, with incorporation or reduction of molecular oxygen.